AUGCGAAGAAAAUUGCUCUUUUUAUCGAUUUUUGGAUUUGUGCGCGCUCAGGAUUCAGAAGCCGAAAAAAGCAAAAGCUUUUUUGACUGGGACGACAAAACCGUUGACGGCUAUUUUUGCCACAAUUCAAGACUUGCUUUUUUCAAUGGCUUGAACGAAAAUGGCGAUGUUGAUCUGAGCAAGUUGCCGGAAAUUCCAAAAAAAGAUGCGAACAAGUUUUUGAAGACCGAAACGUCCUUCUCCGUGCUAAAAUUCGGCGGCUUCUUCGAGCGCUCGCUAGAACGAGUUUCCAUCGAAGAAUAUUGCGACGGAGAAAAACUCGGCGACAACGAAUUUUCCACUUGUCGAGAAAAGAAGCGGGCUUUUGUCAACGACUUUUGCAAAGAAUCCGACAGUUUAUUUUUCUCGAAGAAUUUUGGAUCGCUGAAGAAGUUUGAAACGAAGCUGAAUUCGGUGAGGAAACAAAAGUAUGAUCGCUGCAUGGAACAUGUCAGAAGGAGAAUGACUCAGGUCAUGGGCAAACUCGCUGGAAAAGAAGUGAAAAGUGACGAGGACUCGAAAAAGAAAUGGCAAAUGGAGUUGAAGCCAGACCGGUUGUUCAGAGGCUGGUGGCAUGAAUUACAAAAGGCGUUUUUGCGAGUUUGCAUGACAGACAAAACCGACUGCGCUAGAAAGUGCAGCCACGAAAAUGGAGUCUGUCAACUAGCCAAAGAUCCGACGGCGAAUGAAGAUGACGAAAAGUGGGUUUAUGAAUGCCAGUGCCAGCCGGAUUACGAACCAGUCGUCUCAUCGAACACAGAUCCAAUGGUCGUUUCCGAACUUUGCAACAGAACAAAAGUCGACGCUCCAAAAGGCUCGUGCUCUCCCCUCAGGCACGCAAAGAGAUACGAAAUGGCCCGAGGCGCGACGCCGGACAAUCCAAUGACGGAACUUCGAGACACGAUUCCAGUCGACCACCAGUUUCUCUGCACCUCACUGAGGCCAAAGAAUGAACCGUGGGAUUGCGACUACGAUAUUGAACGAGAGACUUGGCGAAAAAGACGAGCGAUUGGUAGCAAAAUUGAAAGAAAUGAGUUCAUUUCGCAAACGGAUUUCGGCUACUUUCCCUGGGUCGUCGAAUUGAACCACUAUCCUUCCAAGAAUUUUAAAAAGCCAAACGCAAAGAUUGAGGAAAAAGUUACUGAGAAAGACAAGAUGAAAGGAACAGACACUCACAGGGACGGAUGUUCUGGAACUCUGAUCGCUGGGAACAAACAGUCAGGCCAGGACUUCAUUAUCACAGCCGCCCAUUGCUUUUGCGCCGAGCAAGAAAUCGGUCAAUGGCUCGUCCGAAUCGGCAUCAUCGACAACACAAAGCAUCUAAAUCUCUACCAAGGAAAAUUGGAUGCCCUGACUGAAGCGCACCUCGGCCCAGAAAAAUACGUCGACGUGACGAUUGAUCACUGGCAAAUGGGCGCUGAAAAUGAUUAUUUGAAUAAUGGCUGCAAUACUGGAAUGGGAUCGUCGGCGACUGGAAAAGACGAUUUCGCGAUUCUUUAUUUGAACGGAAGAAUGAGGCAGAAAAUUCGAGAGAGUCUUCAGCACAACGUCAGGCACAGCUGCGUCAAUGGAAUCGACAAUUUCAAUCAAAUCAGAAAUGUCGAUUCGAUCAGCGAUUAUUACGGAAGCAAGUGCUUUUUGGCUGGAUGGGGCAGUCAUAAAAAAGAUGAAUAUAUGACGCUCGGAAUUCCGAAAAAAUCCAACUUCAUCAACGUCAAAGUGGUUCCCUUCGAAGAAUGCCGGGACGACCCUAUUUACGGCCUGAGCAACGAUCCCGGAAUCGAUCCAGACGAGUUGAAAAACAUCGAUCCGAAUAAUUCGCCGUUCAUUUGCGCCAAGGGUUUCGAAGGAAGCAGCAGUUGUGCUGGCGAUUCAGGCGGAGGACUGUUUUGUUUUUCGGAAGAAGGCCAAAGUGUCCAUUUGCUCGGGCCGCUGCAUGGGACUACUGCUUCUCGGUGCGAGGAGGGCGGAUACAUGUACUUCGCAAAUUUGGCGCACGAGCAAUAUCGAAGCCUCAUCGAAAAGAAAAAGAAAAAAGCUACUCAAAGAGACGAACUGUAA
Oikopleura dioica is the source of this 2100-nucleotide messenger RNA. Lineage: Eukaryota; Metazoa; Chordata; Appendicularia; Copelata; Oikopleuridae. The record is from the annotation of a GenBank genome assembly.